AGAGGCUCCCCACUGCACCUCAACACUGAUCUUCACAGAGCACAAUGACGAGACUCCUCACAGCUUUGGGCGUUCUGCUCGCUCUGCACAUCGCCUCAUCCAGUAAACUGGUGUGCCACAUGACCAACUGGUCCCAGUACAGGCCUGGUGCAGCCAAAUUCACCCCAGACAACAUCGACCCCUUCCUGUGCACACACGUCAUCUACACUCUGGCCACCAUCAACAGCUUCAACCAGAUCAGCCCCAUCGAGUGGAACGAUGAGCAGCAGUUCGUCAGACUCAACAACCUCAAGAACACAAAUCCUGCCUUGAAGACUCUACUGUCUGUCGGAGGGACAGUCAACGGAGUGAGCCCAUUCAUUGCCAUGGUUGCCAGGCCUGAGGGACGCGCUGCCUUCAUCAGGUCGGCCAUCAGCUACCUGCGCACCCAUAACUUUGAUGGGUUGAACCUGGCCUGGGAGUAUCCUGGACACAAUGGCAGCCCAGUGGAGGACAAGAAGAGGUUCACUCUGCUGGUCAUGGAGCUGGCAAAGGCCUUUGAGGAUGACGCCAAGGACAACAGGAGGACUCAGCUGCUGCUCUCAGCCAACGUUGCCUCUUUCCUUCCCACAAUCCAGAGAGCCUACGAGGUCAAACAGAUUUCUCUGCACCUCGACUUCAUCAACGUCAUGACCUACGACUUCCACGGACACUGGGACUUAAUCACUGGACACAACAGCCCACUGUACCAAAGCUCUGUGGACUCUGGCUCACAAAUCCAUCACAAUAUUAACUCCUCUAUAUCCUACUGGCUGACUCUGGAGGCUCCAGCUGAGAAGCUGCUGCUGGGUUUCCCUACCUACGGACGAACCUUCCGCCUUACCAGUGCUGCUUCCGGCCUGGGAGCUCCAGCUAACGGCCCCGCAAGUGAAGGACCCUACACUCGCACUCCUGGCUUCUGGGCCCACUAUGAGAUCUGUGACUUCCUCGACAGUGCUGUCAGUAAAUGGAUCCCUGAACAGAGGGUUCCAUAUGCCACCUAUGGAAGUUCCUGGCUCGGCUUUGAUGAUGAACGCAGCUAUUCCUUUAAGGUCGAGUGGAUGACUGGCAUGAACUUGGGAGGUGCUCAUGUGUGGACUUUGGAUAUGGAUGACUUUGGUGGACACUUCUGCUCAUCAGGCCCUUAUCCUCUCGUAAACCACCUCAGGCUAUCAAUGGGCUUUCCCCCAAAGCCCACCACCACCCCAGCCCCCACCACCACCAGGGAUCCUAUUGCAGACUUCUGCCACGGCCGCCCUGAUGGCCUGUAUGAGAACCCUGCUGAUAAGACCACCUACUUCCAGUGCUUCCAGGGAAACACCUACCUGCACCGCUGCCAGCCCGGCCUCAUCUACUGGGACUCCUGCAAAUGCUGCAACUGGCCCUGAGCCACAGACUGAACCCCAAACACACAGUGAGGCUGUGAAUGUACGACAUAAAUAUAUCUUUUCUCAGAGUGUCAUUUCGAACUGAUUAACCUCAUGAUGCUGAGUGACGAC
Plectropomus leopardus (leopard coralgrouper) is the source of this 1517-nucleotide messenger RNA. RefSeq names its product chitinase, acidic.1 (gene chia.1). The record is from RefSeq and is a predicted model, not a curated record. Lineage: Eukaryota; Metazoa; Chordata; Actinopteri; Perciformes; Serranidae. Gene Ontology annotation, molecular function: chitin binding. Gene Ontology annotation, cellular component: extracellular region. Gene Ontology annotation, biological process: carbohydrate metabolic process.